This is a messenger RNA of Pistacia vera, 829 nucleotides long. RefSeq names its product U4/U6.U5 small nuclear ribonucleoprotein 27 kDa protein. Gene Ontology annotation, biological process: RNA splicing. The transcript has 2 exons. The record is from RefSeq and is a predicted model, not a curated record. The coding region runs from base 100 to 702 and encodes 200 amino acids. Gene Ontology annotation, cellular component: precatalytic spliceosome. Lineage: Eukaryota; Viridiplantae; Streptophyta; Magnoliopsida; Sapindales; Anacardiaceae.
AAGAGUAAAGCUUUAGUCUCUCAACUCUCGAGUUUCAAUCUGAUAGACCCGUCACUUGCCGCACUCGCAGAGUCACGCUCUAUAUAAUUCAAACUCUCCAUGGGCGACCGCGACCGCCCUCGCGACCGCGACUACGGUGACCGCGGCCGCGGCCGCGGCCGCGACCGAGACAGAGAUAGAGAUAGAGAACGCCGGCGAGAUAAAGAAGACCGUGACCGUGAACGCGACCGUGAGCGAGACAGAGACAGAGACAAGGAUAGAGAGAGAAUCCGAAGCAAGCGGUCGCGUUCACGAACUCCCGAUCGGACGCGCUCACGCCACAAGCGAUCCCCCGACCGGUCUCACCGCCACCGCACGCCCUCUCCGGAACCGCUGCGGAAGCGGCACCGGGACGAUAAGGACCAGCAGAAGGUGGUGUCGGACUUCGUGGACGAAAUUGCGAAAGCGCAGCAGCUAAAGAAAGACGAUGAAAAUAAUAACAAUGGUAAUAAUGGCGGUGAUGGGAUGAAUGAUGUUGAUGAAGAUGAGAUGGAGAUGAUGAAGAAGUUAGGGAUUCCAGUCGGGUUCGAUUCGACUAAAGGGAAGCCGGUGCGGGGGGCGGAUGUGAGUGGAGUUAGGGCUGUGACGAAGCGCCAGCCGAGGCAGUAUAUGAAUAGAAGAGGCGGGUUUAAUCGGCCAUUGCCGAUGGAGCGGAAUCGAUAGAAGGGUCAUUACUCAAAGGAGGUGAUCCAGUGUUUUCUCGCAAAAGUUGUACAAGGUGGGGACAUGGAUUCUUAAAAUCUAGCAGAAAAAAUGAGCCUUAUGCAAUUUUUAUUGGGUAUUCUUAUUG